Messenger RNA from Babesia ovata, 486 nucleotides. RefSeq lists its product as uncharacterized. Bases 1 to 486 code for a protein of 161 amino acids. NCBI's taxonomy places the organism in Eukaryota, Apicomplexa, Aconoidasida, Piroplasmida, Babesiidae. The transcript has 4 exons. The record is from RefSeq and is a predicted model, not a curated record.
AUGGCGAAAGGACUGCGCGCGAAAACGCUGCGCAGAUUUCGCACGGCUAAACGACAAAUUAUUGCCGAGGCCGUGGAAGCGCCUCGGUUGAGGGAGGCCAACAAGAAGGUUCGCCUUCUGCAGAGAGGCAUCGACGUGACCCCUAAGCCGAAGCCCAAUAAAUUCCUGGAGCCAGAUAAUCCGGAGGCGGUGAUCCCUAAGCGCGUUGUACAGCCGGCAAUCGACCUUCGCUCCGAAGCUGUGCCGCUCUCAGGUCUGGCUGGGAUGUACAACCGGCGGAAGUUCACUCCAGAAGAGGUAAAGGAGAGCCACUUCCUGUCGGUGGUGCAGAAGCACCUCCUGCCCGUCAAGGGUGAAAUCGCAAUGGACACGGACGAAGUGCCUCAAGAAGUUAGCAGCACGGCACGCCAGGGUAACUACAGGCGCGGCAAGGCGCACGCCCACGCCAUGAAGAAGCUAAAUGCGCUAAAAAGGAGCAAGCGCUAA